CACAGUGACUCCAUCGUGCGCCAGCACUUUACUCGUUUUUCUUCAUCUUUUUUCUUAUACAUACUUACGAUCUUUUUUUUUAUUUUCUAUCCGAUCGUUCUGAUAUAAAUUCAAUAACAAGUGAUACAAAACAUUGAUAAGACUGUAUGAUCAUUGUGGGUAAGUGAGAAGAGUAGGCGGAAUUUAAAACGGAAAGCUGAUUUUGAACGUGAAUAAGAAUAAAAUAAUGGCAAAACUUUGUACUUGGAUGAUCGUCUUCUUCAUUGUUGGGGCAACAGCAACAGUAGAGAAUUACAUGGACUAUGGAAACGAUGCAUCUGGCAACGAUAAGACGGCGAAUCUUCGGGAGCUCUACAGAUUCUUGGUGCAGCGCAGUGCCGACGAGCCGGAGGGAUUUCCGGAUUUGGCAAGUGAACAUUUGCAACCACGAGCCGUAGAGAGAUCGCCCUCACUGCGUUUGCGCUUUGGACGCUCAUACCCCAAGUAUCCGCGUUCGCCGUCGCUGCGUCUGCGUUUCGGUCGUUCUUACUCAAAUCCGGUAGGUCCGCUUUCGAAAUUGAACGAGGGGGGAUCUUCGUAUACAGGGUUUGAAGAGAAUUAAUGAUCCAAUCACUCAUCAAACCGGCAGCAGUGCACUACAACACGCCAUCUUUUCUCUUUACAAAACAACCUGUAAUUCUUCGUUUCUCCAAAACGAAUAUUGUAUCCAAGAUUUAUUUACCGCUACCUAUGCGCGAGCCAUUUGCAUCGUGCAAGUUUCGUAAUCCUUUUUCAUUCACCAUCUUCAACAUCACUUAUUUAUCUCUCUUUCUAUUUUACUAUCUCUUUCCAGCUCUAUCAGUCUAUCUCUU
This is a messenger RNA of Ceratosolen solmsi marchali, 851 nucleotides long. RefSeq names its product short neuropeptide F precursor. Bases 227 to 601 code for a protein of 124 amino acids. The transcript has 5 exons. NCBI's taxonomy places the organism in Eukaryota, Metazoa, Arthropoda, Insecta, Hymenoptera, Agaonidae. The record is from RefSeq and is a predicted model, not a curated record.